AUGGGCGAGUCAGCCAACACGAAGCGCAAUCUUAUCAUUGUUUCCAACCGUCUACCUGUGUCCGUCAGACGCGUCGAUGGAGCCUUUCAAUCCUCGUUGUCGAGUGGUGGUCUCGUCACAGCACUAUCGGGACUCACCAAAUCAACCCAGUUUCGAUGGUUUGGCUGGCCUGGCAUAGAGGUGAAAGAUCCCGAAGAAAGAGCCGAAGUGGUCGAAAGUUUGGAAAAACACCGUGCGACCCCAAUCUUCCUGGAUAGCCAUCUAGCACACGAGCACUAUAAUGGCUUUUCUAAUCGCAUACUCUGGCCAAUUCUCCACUACACAUCUGGCAUUCUAUACGACGAUGGCCCCUGGCAAGCCUAUAAGCGUGUGAACGAGCUAUUCGCAGAUGCCAUUGCAGAGGCAGCAGAAAGCGGCACAUUGAUCUGGGUACAUGACUAUCACCUCAUGCUUCUCCCUGAGCUCCUUCGCAAGCAACUUCAAAUGCAGGGGAAGGGGUGCGCAAUUGGAUUCUCUCUACAUACUCCGUUCCCAGCAGGUGACUUCUGGAGAAAUCUCCCAGUCCGAAAGCACUUGAUUGAAGGCCUGUUGUCGAGUGAUUUAAUUGGAUUCCACACGGAUGAGUAUAAGCAUAACUUCAUUGAUACAUGUGCAAGUCUACUUGGAGCGCAAACUCAAAUUCCAAAUCAGAUUCAAUACAAAAACCGCCUUGUCUGCACCGACAAGUUCAUUGUCGGUAUCGACCCCCAAAAGUUUACCGAUACGUUGCGAAGACCCGAAGUUCAAGAGCGGAUCAAGUCACUUAAGGAGCGUUAUAAGGGAAUGAAGGUUAUCGUCGGAAUUGACAGAUUGGAUCAUAUAAAGGGUCUCACGCAAAAGUUGAAGGGAUUCGAUUAUUUUCUGGAUGAUCAUCCAGAGCUUCGGACAAAGGUUGUUCUCAUCCAAGUCGCUGUGCCAAGCAGAGAAGAUGUAAAAGAGUACCAGGAUCUUGAAACGGAGCUUUGCACGAUUGCGGGAAAAAUAAAUGGAAAGCACGCGACACCGGAGGGCACCCCCUUGUUAUAUAUGCACCGAUCAGUCCCAUUCACGGAGUUGACGGCACUUUAUUCCGUCGCCGACGCAUGCUUGUUGACUUCUACACGAGACGGCAUGAACUUGGUCUCUUUCGAGUACGUUGCGUGUCAAGAGCAGAAUCACGGCGUCCUGGUAUUAUCCGAAUUUGCUGGCGCAGCAGCAUUCAUGAGAGAUGGAAGUAUACCAUUCCACCCGGCCAACACAUCAGAAAUGUCGGAGGCUCUCUUCGCGGCGUUGAACCUUGGUGACGAGGAACGCAAGGAAAAGUUCGAAUCCUUGUGGAAUUUUGUCGCGACGAACACUAGAGAAACUCUCGCGCAGAUGCGGUCGACCUGGGGGCUCCUGUUGAAGCUGGCAAAAUGA
Molecule: messenger RNA, 1437 nt
Organism: Penicillium atrosanguineum
Lineage: Eukaryota; Fungi; Ascomycota; Eurotiomycetes; Eurotiales; Aspergillaceae
Product: trehalose-6-phosphate synthase
Exons: 5
Coding region: 1-1437 (478 amino acids)
Biological process (GO): trehalose biosynthetic process; cellular response to heat
Cellular component (GO): alpha,alpha-trehalose-phosphate synthase complex (UDP-forming); cytosol
Molecular function (GO): catalytic activity
Source: RefSeq, a predicted model, not a curated record